GAUCAACCACUGGUCCUGGCCGUCCUCACGCAACAGGAGGCAUCAUCGGAGCGCCUCAGCCUUGGCAUCCCUGAAGACGCGGUUCAGCGACUGCUGGCCCGCCUGAGACCUGCGCUGGAUUUCGCGCAGCAGGGGCUUAAAGCCAAGGUGGGAUCUUCUCAGGAGUGCACGGUGCCCGCCAGCUCUGCAUCGAGGUUCCGCCUCUACACUCAGCGGGGUACGGGCGAUGAAGCUGCAGCUCAGGCCCGGCGAACACUUCAGUCUGUGUUGAAGGUCACUGCCCGAGCAACGGAGAUGCUCUCAUUGCUGGCCUUGCUCCAUCGACA
This is a messenger RNA of Symbiodinium sp. CCMP2592, 326 nucleotides long. The record is from the annotation of a GenBank genome assembly. NCBI's taxonomy places the organism in Eukaryota, Dinophyceae, Suessiales, Symbiodiniaceae.